Molecule: messenger RNA, 6628 nt
Organism: Podarcis muralis (Common wall lizard)
Lineage: Eukaryota; Metazoa; Chordata; Lepidosauria; Squamata; Lacertidae
Gene: COL24A1
Product: collagen type XXIV alpha 1 chain
Cellular component (GO): extracellular matrix
Molecular function (GO): extracellular matrix structural constituent
Source: RefSeq, a predicted model, not a curated record
CAGAGUCUCCUUUUCAGCUCCGGAUGCCUGCGCUGUUGCCACUAGAAGCUGCAGAGAGAGCAAUUUAAAAAGUUUGGUGGGGGGUUUUUUUGCCUGCGCGUUGCAGAGCUCCCCCCCUCCUUUUUUUCUUUGCCAGUCUGGACCUUUGCUGCAGCUGUGCCCCCCUUUCCGUUGGCCCAGAACUCGUGCAAAAACCCACCCCGCCGAAGCCCCUCACGCCAACCACCACGCGACACCCAAACAACAGCGCCCGGGCGGCCGCCGGCGAGGCACGCGCGAGGCGCCCCCUCUCGCGCCUUUGCCGAGCUGGCGCUUCCCCACCAUGCGGAGCGAGACCCGCUAGGGCGACCUUCGCGCAAGCAGCAGCAGCAGCAGCAGCAGCUCCUCUCUGGGCGGAGCGGAGCCGAGGAGCGGCGUCGGCGUUUCAUGGACAGUACCUGAAGCCCCUGGCUGUGAGGAAGCGCUUGAGGAGGAGGAGAGGGGGCGCCCCGAGGAGAAGAAGAAGAAGAAGAAGAAGAAGACAGCCGCCUUCUGUUUUCGGUUAGAACUUCGCUGCCCGGACAAAUGCAUACAAAUGCCUUUAGGAGCUCAAAGGACAAGGAGUGGAAGCAUCUCUCCCACCGCGAAAACGAAAACCCUCCUCCUUUUUUUUGCAACAUGUAUAGCUGUGGGUGCUACACAAAUACAAGAAGAAGGCAUAGAUAUUCUUCAUCAUUUAGGCCUAAGUGGGCAAGCUCUUCAUCAACCAUCAACAGGGACUGCACAGCCUUUGUCACGUACUUCAUUACCUCAGGGGGUUCACCUAAGUGCCUCAGGAGUUGUUUUGUCCACAAAUGCAGCCAUUGAGGUGCCUGUCUCUCAAGUGAUAGCAUCACACAUAGGCUCCCAGUUCACCCUUUUGGUUAGCUUACGUUCUUACGCAGUAAACAAUGCCUUUCUUUUCAGUGUUAGAAAUAAAAAUAGACUGCAGUUUGGUGUCCAGUCUCCAAGGAAGAUAAUGGUGCAUACUGGAGGGAAGCAGUCUGUAUAUUUUGAUUACACUGUUCAUGAUGAGCAGUGGCACACAUUUGCUAUUGACGUUACGGAAAAAGCCGUGUCCCUGUAUACUCAAUGUGGAAGAAAGCACUUCAGCAGGGAGACUAUUUCUAAAGUACAGCCGUUGGAUUCGCAGAGUUUGUUUACUUUAGGAAGGAUGAACUCCCAUUCAGUCAACUUUGAAGGAAUAAUUUGUCAGCUGGACAUUAUCCCCUCUGCACAAGCCUUGGCAAACUAUUGUAAAUAUGUGAAACAACAGUGUCGUCAAGCUGACACAUACCGGUCUCAAACGAUUCCUCCAGACACAUCCCUUGGGGUGCCACCAAGCAAACAGUUGGAUGAAGAAACCCAACCAGUUUCCAUGCCAUUGAGUACAAGGAAAGGAGAAUCAAACCUUCGUCGCAGCAAUGGUGCAUCAGUCCACAUGCCACCAGAACCCCUAGAGACAACCUCUCCCCUGACACCUCGUUUAUUAGAAAAUGGUACUGCAUUGGAAAUUAUACCGGAACCAGAUGACCAGGGAAUUGUGAAAGCAUCAAAAAUUCCUCAGCAAGAUGCCAGCAAAAAGAAAGAUGGCUUCCAGGCUCUCACAAAAUUGCCUCCAAACCUUACAGAUAAUGCCACGGGUGAUACAAGCAGGAAAACCUACCCCGAUCUGCUGUUUUCCAUAAAGCAGACUAAAACCAAAACUGGCACAUCAAAGCAGUAUCCAUAUGAACCCGUGGAGCUGCAGCAAGUUUUAAACACAACAUCAUAUAGAGCUUCUGAUUCCACACCUUUCGAUAACCAGCUUGGUUCAAGGGACGAAGGGACAUUUCCGAUUGAUGACAUUUACAACGCAGAAACCAGUUAUGAACUUGAUAUUGACGGUUACGAUUACGACUAUGAAGAAUUGGAAAGGAUGUUUGAACUCGAGAAUCUGAGAGGGCCUAAAGGAGACCCCGGGCCGCCGGGACCCCAAGGUUCUCCAGGGUUACCUGGUCCAGCAGGGAAAAGAGGUCCAAGGGGUAUUCCAGGUCCACACGGGAACCCAGGGCUACCGGGGCUGCCCGGUCCCAAGGGUCCCAAAGGUGAUCCAGGAUUCUCCCCAGGACAAGCAAAACGUGGGGAAAAGGGCGAUACAGGACUAAUAGGCUUGCCAGGCCUUGUAGGCAUCAAAGGUGAAAAGGGUCCCAUGGGGUAUCCAGGACCACCGGGGCCACUUGGGGAGCAAGGAAUUCUAGGAAUGGCUGGCAACCCUGGGGCUCCAGGUUACCCUGGCAGGCAGGGUUUAGCAGGACCAGAAGGUAACCCAGGCCCUAAAGGUGUAAGAGGUUUCAUUGGCCCACCUGGUGUGGCAGGACUGCCUGGACCCGAGGGAGAAAGAGGCAUUCCUGGUUUACCUGGAAAAAGAGGUCCUAAAGGGAGACAGGGAUUACCAGGUGAUAUUGGAAAUAGAGGCCCCCCUGGUCCUGAUGGAAGUCCUGGAAUUGUUGGUGGUAUUGGUCCUCCUGGAUUUCCUGGACUUCGAGGUGUUGUAGGACCAGCCGGACCAUCUGGCGCACCUGGGAUUCCUGGACCUCUGGGUCUUCCGGGGAGUAUGGGGCAACCUGGAUUGAAAGGUGAUAAGGGCGAACAAGGCAUUUCAGGAGAGAUGGGGGAGCUGGGAUACCCAGGAGACAAGGGUGCAGCUGGUUUGCCGGGGCCACCAGGAAUCAGAGGAAAACCAGGACCCCCGGGUAAAACAGGAGAUCCAGGACCCCGGGGACCACUGGGACCUCCUGGACCUGAGGGUUUUCCAGGGGAUAUUGGUGUUCCUGGUUUGAAUGGCCCUGAAGGCCCAAAGGGAUUUCUAGGUGACAGAGGACCUCCAGGACCACCAGGCCCCAAAGGUGUUGAGGGAGAAGAAGGACCUGCUGGACCUAUUGGGGGAGCUGGACCAAGGGGAAAGCCUGGUCGAAAAGGUUAUGCAGGUGAACCGGGACCAGAAGGCCUGAAGGGAGAAACAGGAGAUCAAGGAAUUAUUGGGAAAACUGGUGAAACAGGUCCCAUCGGCUUACCUGGUGAAACUGGAUCAUCCGGAGGACCCGGCGAGAAGGGAGAGAGGGGGAGUCCGGGCCCAAUGGGCCCUCCUGGGGAAAAAGGUAUCAUGGGAUAUCCAGGUCCUCCAGGUGGCUCUGGGGGUAUAGGGCCACAAGGAUUGCCUGGUCCUCCAGGGGCAAGAGGACCUCCUGGACUACAGGGCCCCAAAGGUCAAAGAGGACCAAGAGGCCAGGAUGGUCCUCUGGGAGAGCAAGGGACACAAGGUAUUAAGGGAGAGAGUGGUGACACAGGGAAGAAAGGCAUCCCUGGACUCAUUGGCAAAGCUGGAAACCCUGGAGAAAGAGGUAGCCCAGGAACAGCAGGUUUGCCUGGUCCUCCAGGAAACACAGGAGACAGUGGUCCUAUGGGUGAACCAGGACCAAGGGGACAACAAGGUGAUGCUGGUCCUGUAGGAGAACCAGGCUUUGAAGGACCACCUGGCCCAGAGGGGGACCCAGGGCCACAAGGAGAACCAGGCACAAAGGGAGAUGCUGGACCUGUUGGCAAUGCUGGAGAAUCAGGAGAACAAGGUUUAAGAGGUGUACCAGGACCACCGGGGGAAGAUGGUGUCCAAGGGAAAGAUGGACCAAAGGGCAGUGUAGGAGACCGAGGGCUUCCUGGAGAAGAUGGUGAAAAAGGAGAGACCGGAAUCCCAGGAAUCCCAGGCCCUUCAGGUGCACCCGGCAUAAGGGGUAUUCCAGGGCCCGAAGGAGCUCCAGGAACUCUAGGUCAAAGGGGCCGCCCAGGAAAAAAGGGGGCAAAGGGACAGCAUGGCCCCCCAGGAGAGAUUGGUGCCACAGGUGACCGCGGGCAGCCUGGAGAAAUUGGUCCAAAGGGUUCAAGAGGAACUAGAGGCCCAAUGGGACAUUUAGGGUCAAUGGGAUCUGCAGGAGAGCCAGGAAUUCCAGGUUACGGGGGUCACCAGGGUCAGCCAGGCGCUCCUGGCCCACCAGGAGCCAAAGGAGAGAAGGGUUACCCGGGGGAAGACAGCACAGUGCUGGGACCACCUGGGCCCAUAGGUGAACCAGGCCCUAUUGGUGAACGUGGAGAGAGAGGAGAGCCUGGUGAUUUUGGUUACAAGGGUCACAUGGGGCUUCCAGGACUUAGAGGUGCUGUUGGACAACAAGGGCCACCAGGUGAGCCAGGUGAACGUGGUGAACCAGGACUAAAAGGAGAGAAAGGAUCUCAAGGUCCCGCUGGGAAAAAAGGAAUGAGUGGUCAAGCUGGGAAACCUGGGAUGUCUGGUAUACCUGGUCCUUUGGGUCAGAAGGGUGUACAAGGCUAUCCUGGACCAGAGGGCGUUCCUGGGAAUCCUGGAAAGGCUGGCUUACCUGGACAACAGGGCCUUCCUGGUAACAGAGGAAGCGUGGGACUAGCUGGACUGGCAGGAUAUCCUGGAACUCAGGGACCAAAGGGGUUACCAGGUAUGCCAGGAAACACUGGACCACCAGGACUAAAGGGUGAACAAGGGCUUCGGGGUCACCCAGGAAAGCAAGGUAAAAGAGGUCAUGCUGGGACCCAAGGCGAUCAAGGCCCCCCGGGAGAACCUGGCCUCAAGGGUCAUGCUGGACAAUCUGGAGAUCAUGGUUUGAUGGGAUUUCAGGGAUUCCCAGGUCCCAAGGGUCCCGAAGGUGACCUUGGUUUAAUUGGAAUUUUGGGACCUAAAGGCCCGGUAGGACAAAUAGGAAACAUUGGCCCUGUUGGUAAUGAAGGCAUCAUAGGUCCAGCAGGCAAACCUGGACCCAGGGGUGAAAAGGGAUCCAGAGGCGAAAUGGGACCUCAAGGAUCACGAGGCCAUCCAGGUCCACCUGGUCCACCAGGGCCACCUGGUCCAAGAAAGCAGAUUGACAUCAGUGUUGCUAUUCAAGCCUUGAUUGAUUCCAAUACUGCGUUACAGAUGGAGAGCUACCAAAACACUGAAGUAACAUUACUGGAUCACAGUGCCGAGAUAUUCAAAACAUUACAUUACCUUAGCAAUUUACUGCACAGUAUUAAAAACCCUCUGGGAACUCGAGAUAACCCAGCACGUAUUUGCAGGGAUUUGCUUAACUGUGAACGUAAGGUGUCUGAUGGAAAAUACUGGAUUGAUCCGAAUAUUGGAUGUCCUUCUGAUGCCAUUGAGGUUUUCUGCAACUUCAGCGCUGGUGGCCAGACAUGCUUAUCACCUGUCUCUGUAACUAAGUUGGAGUUUGGCACUGGAAAAGUGCAGAUGAACUUCCUUCAUUUACUGAGUUCAGAAGCAAUCCAUACCAUCACAGUCCACUGUCUAAACACCCCGGUGUGGGGAACCAAUGACCUACGUGCUCAGAGGCCCUCUGUCAGCUUCAAAGGAUGGAAUGGCCAAAUGUUUGAAGCAAAUGCGCCGCUUGAACCAAAAGUGCUUCUAGAUGAAUGCAUGAUUCAAGAUGGCAGCUGGCAUAAAACCCAGUUCCUUUUUCACACUCAAGACACCACUCAGCUUCCAGUUGUUCAAGUGCAGAAAUUUCCUCAUCUCAAACAAGGACAACAGCGUUACAUAGAAAGUGGCCCGGUGUGUUUUCUCUAGACUUCUGAAUGGAGUGGAGUUUCUCACAUGGAAUUGCUGCAAGUAGUGGUUUUUAAAAAAAAAAAACUGCAGAAGAAAUAUAAAGAAAAAUGUUGGUGCUUUCUAAAUGAAUCUCAGGAAGAAAAAGACUUCCUCCUAAGAAGGAGAUACUGCUCUUAAAUAAAGAAGAAGAAGAGAGAGACCUUGACAACCUUAAUAAAGUAUUUAAUUUUCCAUUGGUGCUUUUUAUAUUAUUCGCUGGAACUGAAAACACUACAUAUAUCUGGAAAUUCUUCAGAAAACCCAGUGUUUUUUAACCUUCGUAACAGCAUUGUCCCGGGACACCUUAAGGAAAGAUAGAGGCAUGCAGUACUAGGAGCAACUCUGGCUAACGCUCCCAAAUGUGCAAUAGCUUGUAUUAUAAUUGUAUGACAAUGAGUUAUGCCACCAUAAAACAAAUGGUUCCCUUAAACACUUAAGUUGUAUUACAGUCCUUUGUGGACACAGACAUCUUAACAGAUGAUACACUACCUCUUAUGUGUUUCCUGUUUGUGUUGCCUGGUGCUCUCUGUACAACUCAAAAGUCUUUGUGGCCUUGGUCAGGAUUAUUUGGAUCAUUUUUUAAUUACUUUUUUUUGUUAGACUGUAUGUGCUGGUUGCAUUCAUUGUAAAAUUGUGUCUUUAAAAAAAUAUUUGGUCACAUACUUCAUUAUGAGUGAAAACAUUAUUUAUGUGAAAACCUUGUUUAAAAUGUUUAAAAUGUCUAUAGACAUGGAAAUGGUACACGAGGCAGAACAGUAUCUGGUGCUUAUAAGAAGAACAGGAUUUUGUAGUUGUAGGACGACUACACACAGUAGUCUUUUAAGAAGUUUUUGGACUGCAGUUAAAGAUUUUAUCUAUCAAAGGCCAUCUACAAUGAUGUAUUGUGUAAAUAUUUUGUAACUUGUUGAAAAUGUUAAUACAGCAUAUAUUUAAAUGGCUGCUAUUAAAUUAUAAUAAUCUUAAUUA